This is a messenger RNA of Cynara cardunculus var. scolymus (artichoke), 1344 nucleotides long. RefSeq names its product branched-chain-amino-acid aminotransferase 2, chloroplastic-like. Lineage: Eukaryota; Viridiplantae; Streptophyta; Magnoliopsida; Asterales; Asteraceae. Gene Ontology annotation, biological process: branched-chain amino acid metabolic process. Gene Ontology annotation, molecular function: branched-chain-amino-acid:2-oxoglutarate transaminase activity. Bases 41 to 1165 code for a protein of 374 amino acids. The record is from RefSeq and is a predicted model, not a curated record. The transcript is spliced from 10 exons.
UUUCUCCAACCUUAAUUUUAAUUUCCGGUUCCCGGUUCGGAUGUCAAACAUGAUUUGUGCAUCGUUUACAUUAUCAAAGGUUGGUGCAAGACGCUUGACCAUACAGGCAGCUUCUGCGCUUCGAGCAACUGAACCGGUUUUUAGAGACGAGGAAUAUGCAGAUAUUGAUUGGAAUAAUCUGGGAUUUGGUCUCACACGAACCGAUUACAUGUACGUAGCUAAAUGCACGGAGAACAAGGAAUUUCAGCAAGGUGAAUUAAGUGAUUAUGGCAAUGUUGAAUUAAGCCCGGCUGCCGGAGUUCUAAACUACGGCCAGGGACUUUUCGAGGGUACAAAAGCUUUUAGGGGAGACGAUGGUCGGGUUUUUCUGUUUCGUCCGGAUCAGAAUGGUAUUCGUAUGCAAAUCGGAGCCGAGAGAAUGUGUAUGCGAUCCCCUUCUGUACAACAAUUUGUAGAUGCAGUCAAACAAACGUCUCUUGCAAACAGACGUUGGAUUCCACCUCCAGGAAAAGGGUCACUUUACAUAAGGCCUUUGCUCAUAGGAAGUGGGCCUAUAUUGGGCUUAUCUCCUGCUCCUGAAUACACUUUCUUAGUAUAUGCUUCCCCUGUUGGCAACUAUUUUAAGAAUGGCAUGGCACCACUGAACCUAUACGUUGACAAUGAGUUUCAUCGUGCAACUCGUGGGGGGGCAGGAGGUGUCAAAAGCAUUACAAAUUAUGCUCCGGUACUGAAAGCGGUGUUGAGAGCAAAGGAACAAGGGUUCUCGGAUGUCGUGUAUCUUGAUUCGGUCCAUAAGAAAUACAUCGAGGAGGCCAGUUCUUGUAACAUUUUCCUUGUCAAGGGGAAUGUUAUUUCAACUCCUGCAACAAUUGGUACUAUCCUUGAAGGAAUCACAAGGAGGAGCAUCAUCGAUAUCGCAAGUGAUUUAGGAUACCAGGUUGAGGAACGUUGUAUCGCAAUAGAUGAAUUGAUGGAAGCUGAUGAAGUUUUUACUACUGGAACAGCUGUUAGUGUCGCUUCUGUCGGCAGCAUAACAUACAAGGGUCAAAGAGUUGAGUAUAAAAUAGGUGACGAGAUGGUGAGCCAAAUAUUACACAAAACGUUAGUAGGGAUUCAAGUUGGAAGGAUUGAAGACAAACACAAUUGGGUUGUUGAGAUUGACUGACAAUUAUAUUACAUGAUACAUAUUACUUUUAUUUUAUUUUAUUUUAUUUUAUUUUAUGUAGAAUGAUAUAAUAAGGGUUGGUGAGAAAUAUAGAAUGAAAAAGGGUAUAAUAUGUACCAAGGAUAAGAGCCCUUGUAAAAGGAAAUAUAUCCACUUUCUAAUAUACUAACAAUUUUCUU